Molecule: messenger RNA, 990 nt
Organism: Cicer arietinum (chickpea)
Lineage: Eukaryota; Viridiplantae; Streptophyta; Magnoliopsida; Fabales; Fabaceae
Source: RefSeq, a predicted model, not a curated record
AAAACAAAAACAAAAGUAAAGUAAAAAUAAAAAAAUAAAAAGUCUUUGUACUUUGUUCGAGAAAUGUGCGAUUGAAAAACACAGACACAGUGUGUAGAGUUCACAGUUUCACACAUCUUACUUUGUCUGUUUCUUGUGUUGUUGUGUCUUCCAUUUUUGGGUCUGAGAGAUUCUCUCAUCUCAUUGCAAUUGCAACAACCCAAUAUGGAGAAAGCUCUCACUAAAGUCACAAGCUUGAAGAUUGGACUUGGAGACUCAUGGUUUACAAAGAAAGCCAAACAAGAGUUCUCUAACAUCUCUCAAGAUAUCACUACUUUCUCAAAUACAGUAGAAGAGAAGGCGAAGUGGGUUUUCAACAAACUAAAAGGUAAGCCGCUGAAAAGCUUACCAGAUCUCCUCCGAGAGUACAAUUUACCCCCCGGGCUAUUUCCUCAAAACACAAUCUGUUACGAGUUUGACGAAAUCAAGGGUAAGCUAAUUGUGUACUUGCCAUCAGCAUGUGAGGUAAGCUUCAAGGAUUCCUCUGUACUGAGAUAUGCGACCCGAGUCAAAGGGGUUCUUACAAGGGGAAAACUUUCAGCAAUAGAGGGAAUGAAAACAAAAGUUCUUGUAUGGGUUAAGGUGACAAGUGUGGCAGUUGAAGGUUAUAAAUCUGAUAAGGUGUGGGUUACUGCUGGUGUAAAGAAGUCGAGGCCAAAGGAUGCUUACGAUACGCCUCGCGAUGCUGUUAGAGUAUCGGAAUUCUGAGAUUCUGAUAUCAGCUAUUGUUGUCGUUCUAUUACUAUGGAAUAGUUAGUUUCAUUUAUUGGAAAUGUUUACAUAGAAGGUGUAGGGGUUAGGAUCAUCUUCUCUAUAUUAUAUAUAUAUUGGAUGUAUUGUUGUUUUGGUCAUUCAUUGUCACAUUGAAUGCAUGUUCAUUUUGCAAGCUCAUAUGGGAGCUUUGAUUAUGCAAUACAAAUUGAAAUCGAGCAUAGUAACAUUUUGUGUUUA